Pygoscelis adeliae (Adelie penguin) is the source of this 1596-nucleotide messenger RNA. RefSeq names its product solute carrier family 25, member 48 (gene SLC25A48). Lineage: Eukaryota; Metazoa; Chordata; Aves; Sphenisciformes; Spheniscidae. Gene Ontology annotation, molecular function: transmembrane transporter activity. Gene Ontology annotation, cellular component: mitochondrion. The transcript is spliced from 7 exons. The record is from RefSeq and is a predicted model, not a curated record. Gene Ontology annotation, biological process: transport. The coding region runs from base 133 to 870 and encodes 245 amino acids.
GCCAGCGUGGUUGUGGGCCACCCCCUGGACACUAUCAAGACUCGUUUGCAAGCUGGACAAGGAUAUGGAAAUACACUCAACUGUGUUCUCACUGUGUACAGAAAUGAGUCUGUGGCUGGCUUCUUCAAAGGCAUGUCCUUCCCGCUGGCCAGCAUUGCCGUCUACAGCUCCGUGGUGUUUGGCGUCUUCAGCAACACGCAACGGCUCCUCAGCCAGCUCCGCCAUGGAGAUUCAUCUCACACACCAGCGCUUGCUGACGUGGCUCUGGCCAGCAUGGUGGCAGGGUUCGUCUCCGUGGGCAUCGGCACUCCUGUGGACCUGGUAAAGAUAAGGCUACAGAUGCAAAUGCAGCCAUACAUCAAAGCAAACAUUAAACUAAAGCCCACCAUUCCUGGAUUUCCUGUGUACCGAGGCCCAAUUCACUGUUUUAGGACAGUCCUACAGAAAGAGGGGAUAGCAGGAAUAUACCGAGGUGCGGGAGCAAUGCUUCUGAGGGAUGUUCCUGGGUACUGCCUCUAUUUCACCCCUUACACGUUUUUCUGUGAAUGGAUUACCUCUGAUGGAUGCAUUUCCCCUAAUCCCUCCUCCAUCUGGCUGGCAGGGGGUGUAGCAGGAGCCAUUUCCUGGGGGACUGCUACUCCAAUGGAUGUUGUGAAAAGUCGACUUCAGGCAGAUGGAGUUUAUUUAAACAAGUACAAAGGGACCCUUGACUGUAUCUUGCAGAGCUACCAGAACGAGGGCUUAAAAGUCUUUUUUAGGGGCAUCACGAUCAAUGCAGUGCGAGGAUUCCCAAUGAGUUCAGCCAUGUUUCUUGGCUAUGAACUUUCCCUCAAAGCAAUGAAAAGAGACCAAACUGAGACCAAUCCUUAACUUCCAGCGUUGCCAAGAAGACCUGAAAGUCUCCUACUUUCCUGAGCCAAAUCAGCAUGUGGUGUUGGUGAAGGCUCAGCUGCUCUGACCGAAGACUCCCAUCCUGCACCUACAGCAUCUGCUUUCUCUUCUGCCACGGGCUUAGUCCCUGGAGGACUCCAAAAACUGCACCAGCUCAAUCAAAUCCAAAGACCAUUUUCUUAUCUUUCACUCUGUUGUCUAAAAGCACCUUAAUAAUUCCCAUGGUAGUGUUGGGCUUUAUCACCGAUGACAUUUUCCCAUUGAGCUGAGAGAACAAUUUACUUCCCUUACCCACACAAGUGAGACACCCAAACCCAGCCCACCCGACAUCAGCCAAGGGAGCGUCUUUUUUACAACACUGCGUAUAAUGCUCGACUUUUUUGUGAACAAGGAAAGGAGGAGGUGUGGUGGGUGUGCAGGUGCUUUUUGUGUAGGAAGGUCUGGAUUCCCACCAAAUCCUAGCUUGCUUUCAGCAUCAAAGCAAUGGAUGACUCCACCCGUAUGAACGGAUACUCGUGUUUUACAUCACAGAACUCUCCAGUUUGCCACAAUUUAACACGUUAUCAUGAAAAAAUGCGAAGGGCUUCAACAACUUCAGUUUGUUAUCCAAGGUAUAAAUUAAAUUGGGAAACAGGAGGACAUUAAAUUCAGAGACUAAGCUGCUCUUUUUCUUCAGAAAACAAUAAAAUAAGUCUGCAUUUCAUA